Molecule: messenger RNA, 5258 nt
Organism: Amoebophrya sp. A120
Lineage: Eukaryota; Dinophyceae; Syndiniales; Amoebophryaceae
Source: the annotation of a GenBank genome assembly
AGGACCCCACUUUUAUUUUGACUCACAAGUAUGCUCACAAAAAUAUGUAAGUGAUCAAAGACGAAAAUUUUUUGCCGAUGCAGCAAGGGAAUGAAGGAUGAGAAAACAAAAUUUGAGCACAAGAACACGACUUGGUGUAUUGGCUGCACCUAAUUGCCUCGCUUGUACUGUUUCGUUUUUCUUGGGAGUGCCAUCUUUGGUGCCCGCGCAGCGCUAAAAUGUAGUGAUCACGCCACGAAGAUCUCCUCCCUGCUAGAGAUCCGCGAUAACAAGGCAAUUCCGCCUCGGGCGUUGCCCCGAGCGUGGCCGGCGGAUUCUAGUGUCGACCCAGAUCAUGGAUGGUAGAACUGCCCGACGACCUCUCGAUGUCCAGGACGAGUUGGAACAAAGCCAAAAGGCCUGGCACCACCCCCGGUCUAGACCACCUGGAGCAGGGGGAAAAGAAAGACGAGAAAAGAAAGCAGCAGCACCUGCUCGGGUGAAUCACCAGCUGGAGGCGCAGCGGCCCGAUGCCAGGGAAGAUUCAGUUUACCAGGCGUUUUUGCUUGAGCUCCGACGCAUCAACGCCGAAGAAGAUGAUGCAGCUCCGAUAGCGCGUCAUCAAGAUCAAGUGGCUUCAAAAACGGCAGCACCCAACAAUAACAUAGAAGCAGGCAAGGAGCAGCAAGAACCCCCGCCAGGCGUGCCCCUUGAGGACUGGGAGCAGCUGCUGUUCGCGGACGAGCAGCAAACCAUCUACACCCUAUCGUAAGGAAAAAUCCCCCCUCCCCAUACUGAAAAGGUAUGUUUCUAAAAAGUUGUGAUGCUGAUUUGUGACCACAAAUCCUGUCUCUCUUGCAAGAGGGCAAACUCAGAGACUCCCCCACGAUAUGCAGGCGAUUGGUAAUGCUGCAAGGCCUAUAGGGCAGACGUUUGCCAUGCUAGGCCCCUACACCAAGAGGCCCCUCUUUAGGCUUACGAUCUGCGUGCAGUCCUCUACCGCAAUACAAAUCAGAUUUGUAUACGGAAAUCCAGCAUCACAAGUUUCGUUUUCGAUAUGGGGAGGGAGGAUUUUUCCUUUUGAUACACCCGGGAGGAAGUUCUCCGGUUUCUCGCGUCCACGGAGAACGACGUGCCUGCGGCCGUGCGGAGCUUCCGCGCCACCGUCCGGUGGCGCGAGGCGCGGAAAAGGAACGCGAAGAACAACUUUCUUCCCACCGCGUUGCAGCCCCCGGAACGGCUGCUGAUGAACAACGGCAGCACGCGGUUCCUCGGCUUCGCUCACGACGGCUAUCCGGUAGUUUGGUCGGACAGUCGACUCUCCCGGCCGGAGCUGGUGGACCCCAACGACCCGGAGUUCACGAUAUCAACUGUAAAAAUGUCUGGGUCUGGAAGGUCGGAACUUGUGAUGCGAACUUUGGACUCUAAAAAAAUCUGUAUUGCAUGACCAGCAAGAGGAGUCUAGUUUGUGCUACGCGGGGAGGGCAUUUGUCAUGCGGAGUAGGCAUCAGGAAGCCAUCUAGAAAUCUGUGAUGCUAGGUCGUGCAUUACAGACAUCCUGGGUCAUGCAAAGUAUGCAUGACAAACCCGGCAACAUUCCAGACCCAGACAUUUUUGCAUUUGAUACACGAUGUACUGCAACAACACUAUCUACAUGAUGGAGGCGCUGAAGCGGGUCUGCCUCCAGCGGCAGAAUAUCCUGUGUAAAAACAUCCCCACACCAGAGUCAAGAUGGGAAAUCUGCUAGACAAAUUAUCCAGCUUUGGUUGUUUCGCAUGACAAAUUUGGCCCCGUAGUGUAAUCCUGUUUAGCUACCUCAAGCAGCAUCACAGAUCUAGCAUAUCAUGCUGAUUAGAGCAUCGCAAAUUCUCAAACACGAUUAGAAAACGCUUCUCAUGCGGCUCCGCAUGGGAAACCUUUUUGGCAUGCAAAUCUGCAUGACAACUCUGGUGUGCUAUGCCGUAGAGUAGGGGGGAGCUAUGCCGUAGAGUAGAUGCAAUAACUCACAAUCACUUUACCACCACUGACACCACGUCGGUAUCUCCCCCGACUCCCUGAAGAGGAGUUUCGAAAGAAGUAGAUAAACACCCGAGCGUGGCGGGUCCGCUGUGCCCCCCUUUACAGUAGCCUACUAGAUCUCAGGCCCCCUUUUUUUACACUAGCCGAGAUCUCAGAACCAGCGCCCCGCGCUGCGGAGUACCCCUCCUAAAAAUGACCUCCUCCCCGCCCGGGCACGGCGCCUGAAUCCUGCAGCAGUCGUCCACGCACCAUCCUGCGCAGCAGCAAGGUCCUCGCUUAGUCUGACGGGCAUGGGCAGCAACUUCUCCAUGUUCGCAGCAGAUCCGGAAUACGAAAUCAGACCUGGGCAGGAGUUCUGGAAAGGGUUAAGUCCACCAUGCCGCCGGUGGAUUAAGCAGCUCGGGUAGGCUUCGGCAGACGGACACCAGGUCGAGGCUUCGCGAGCGUGGAUGCCCCCCAGCUCGCCCAAGCCAGUAGCAACAAGCUCAAUCGAGUCGUGUUCCCCAGCGCAAUAGAUGCGAUGUAGGGGCGCGCAAUAGAUGCGAGCUCAAGGCUUUUCAGCGCUGGGGGAGAUGGUGUUGCCCACGACGCGGGAAUAUUCCCGCCGUGGAAUCGAGAAUGAACCUGGCGCCGAUGUUUUGCGCUUCUGUGUUGCUCCCGCGUGGGCAGCGGUCCGCGUGCAGAAACGUGCUCUACUUGAGCAGCCUUGCCAAUCGUGUAUCUGUACCCCGCACGUUCGGUCAUGUGUAAAGCAGUCGCCGAUCAUGAUCGCCAAAUCCGGCGGUCUGGUAGAUCAGCAUUAAAUCUCGCACCUCUUACCUUUAGUUUGGAUGUUUAAACAUCACUUCAGGCUGGCGCUUGUCGCUUAGUGCCUCCAGUGAAUGCAUUCGUCCAGACAGUAACAACUGGUUUGCCGCAGGCUGCAGCUUUCUCUUGUAGUUGUGGGCCUGGCUGUACAUCCCCGUUAUAGUGGUUGCGAGUUGGAAGUUUGCGAGAAUCAGAGUAAGGAAUUGUUGGCAAAUAAAAAGUGAGGCGUUGUUCAGAUGGCAAGUUGGCACAGUAUGGAUGGUUGUGAAGUAUGGUUGGUGGCGAUAACAGAGUUGGAAUAUAGUGGCCGGGAGAUGAUGGCGAUGGCACUUAGGUGUCCGCCUGACCCACCCGCCCUGCGUCUCAGGCCAUCUGCGGCUAUGGCACAAUGGGGGGGCAAAGUGUGUCGCAUUUUGUUUAGCAUGACAACUCUGGUGUGGGUACGUUUUUACAUAGGAUACAGAAGUUGCCCACGUUCCAGAUUUACGUGCUGAUGGACUUCUCGGGGUGGACCUUCCGCCUGUCCAAGCACUCCGCGCUGCAGAAGACGCUGGUGAAACUCCUGCUGAACCACUACCCGGGCACCCAGCGCGGCACCUUCAUCAUCAACGCGCCACCAUUGUUCCAGAUCGCGUGGAGCAUCUUUCGCGCGUUCGCGCCCUCGAAUACCUGCAAAAAGAUCUUUUUUCUGCAGAUCCCCUUCCAUUCGCGGGACACCAUUGUCGGGGACGAGGAGAAUUUUCCGUUUCUGCAACAAGCGCUGUUCACUAAGAUUCCCAAGGAAAUUCUGCCUUUCGAGUACGGAGGUUCGAACCAGUUCCCGGUCUGCACCAUGGGGCCGGGGGAGCCGGAGUUUCCGACCGCACGCUUCUACCACCAGGCCGAGCGGAGAAUCACGGACCCGGACCCCGAGGGCAACUCACGGAGAGGGAUGCUGGGUAGUGGAACACGACCUGAUCAUGAUUUUCAUAGUACAUCACCGCCAGCCGGGAAGAUCUUAUCAAACAAUCACAGCAGCACAAAUAAGGUUAAGGGUCAUGCGGACGCUAGAGCUAGUACUGCGGAGAUCGUGCCCGAAAGGAGCGGAGCUUCUCCGUCGAGUCGGAGAAAAACGAGUAAAGAUAGCCCAAUAAGAAAGAGUAGUAAAACAAAACCAGAAGCAGGAAUGCCGCCAGUGGGGAGUACAACCACAUCUAGGCCCAGCGCUGCGGAGAGCAGUUCACCGAGCAGCUCCCCGUCUCUAGAUGCGACCAUUAGCCCCGGAAGUAUCGAGAAGACGAGCAAAGAGCGGCGGCUCGCGGCGUUUAGUCACCGGUUUCAGCACGCGACUAGUACUGUGACUGAGAUGACCCCCACGUCAAGCCGUGCUUCUGGGGUCCUCUAUGCGAAGGAAACAAACUUGAACCGCACCUACGUCUCUGGUUUCACGCAUCCACUGGCACAGGAACACCACGAGAAGCUGGGGCUUUCAGAAAGGGAGUGGGGGAGAGCGCGGCAGGAGGACUUUUUCCACCUCGGAGGUACUGCUAGUAGAAAUGGGUCCACCUCUACUAGUACAGGUCUCACGGGAAAUGUCGAACAAGGCUUCUACAACGCUUUUGGGUCGUACUACAACUACUACGGCACCACCAGCACAACAAGGUCUUCUGCGUCAAGUCCCUUCUCGAGCAAGUCCCGGCAAGGGUCGAAAACGGUUACAUUUCGUACAGAACAGGCAAACAAGCAGGAAAAAAAAUCCACUGGAGCCACUCUAGGGAGCUGUUUACGGUCUUUCCUACAAACACUCGGGCGGGGGAUAUUCGGCUGUGCUACGAAAGCGGUUGUGUUUUUCUGGAACAAGGUGGUUUUGGAGCUGGUCAUACCAAUUUUAGGCUUGUUAUGUACUUGUUGUGGUAGUGUAUGCGGGAACAAGUACGUGUUUUCGUGUACAAAAAUAUUUGCUCUGGUCUUCAUUUCCUUCCUCUGUUCAAAUUUCUUCCGGCCCAUAGAAAGAUUACUCUCCUUGCUCUUUCUCUACUGUGGCGACGCUGUAGUAGUUUUCGAUCCCGGGACGGUAGAUGGCAGUACAACUGGCACAACCGGCGGGCAAGUACAUCUACAUGGACCUGCAGGUUUAGUCACAGCAGAGGACAAAAUUGCUGGUAAUGUAACUUUUGCGACAUGAAAUUUUCGGUUUUUGGUCUGUUACUCACGGGAGAACAGGGUACUUAUACGACGACCUUACAUUUUUCGUGUCAUGUGAAAGGAAUUACUAUCCUGCAGUGAUUGAUCUGCGCAUCAUAAAUAGAGGAAGAAAAUGAACAGGAUCUUCGGCAGCCAUACCUGGUUUUCGGGUGGUAUUUUUGCAGUUACGAGCGCUUGUUUUUUCGUCCGGAAAGAAGGUCAAGUUGGCCACUUGCACCUCAUCGUACAAAAGUUUGCACACUAGUUGGUUCGCUGAGAGAUGAAUAUGC